This is a messenger RNA of Acanthoscelides obtectus, 404 nucleotides long. The record is from the annotation of a GenBank genome assembly. NCBI's taxonomy places the organism in Eukaryota, Metazoa, Arthropoda, Insecta, Coleoptera, Chrysomelidae.
CUCCGGAGUGACAAACCGGAUUGUUGUUGGGAUGUAAACAAAUCCCCGAGGCGAAAAUUUCGAGAUUGAAAUUGAUUUCUUGACGGUGGAAGGUCUAGCAUGGGAUGAAAGCAACCGAGUUAUUUAUGAAAUUAUGUGGAGAUGAAUACUAAAAUUAUUACCCAUGGUGAACCAGGGAAAUUACUAGGCUACACAUUUAUAAACUUAGUGGUAGAAUCUGUAAAGAUGAUCAAAAUGGAGUGCGAUUGCUUUCCCAAGUUGUUCAGUGACAUGGAAGAUGCUGACUACUAUAUACAGGCAGCCAAACGACUAUAGAAGAAAAACAACGGUAACAAAUUAAAAAUUAUAGUUAUUCCGUGGUAUUCAUGUGUUAUAUUUGUUAUUUCAAAUAAACAUGAUAAUAG